Molecule: messenger RNA, 742 nt
Organism: Cantharellus anzutake
Lineage: Eukaryota; Fungi; Basidiomycota; Agaricomycetes; Cantharellales; Hydnaceae
Exons: 1
Coding region: 354-599 (81 amino acids)
Source: RefSeq, a predicted model, not a curated record
CUCCGCAACCUCCGGUUUCUUCAUCAAAUGCUCUUGGUCUCAAUUUGGGCGGUCCCGCCCCUCCCGGUGCCAAUCCUUCCUCGUAUAAGAUAGAAAAUCAAGGAGAUAUCGGCUCUGAACUCCGACGACAGACCGGUACUUCUCCCGAUCUUGUCGAUCCUAAAGUCGUCAAGACGGAAGUAGAACAAGCUCAGAUCCCUUCGUCAUCAUCAUUAUUGCCAUGGCCAUUACAUUGUUUCCAACAUGCACGAGCAAAAGGGUAUUUGCCCCCAGAAACCCUCAUAAGGAAAUGUUCGGAACAUCUCACGAUAACGGAAUGUAAUCAUGCCAAGGCUGUGUCUGAUGGUGCGUGGAUGAGGUCCAGUUUUACAUAUCGCCUGUCCCCGCCACAAUCCCUACCCUGUUCCACCCUUGACACUUGCCGCCUGCCACCUGCGGCAUUGCCCAGGUACUGUGCUUCUUCGCUUCCCUCCCUCCUUGCCUUCCCUCCUUGUCCCUUUUUUGCGUCCCUUUUGUACCUAUCCAAGACGCACGACGCCCCCAUCCCCGACCAACCUACCAACCUCGCUCCCUUUCCUUCUGAAGUCCCUGGUCUAUGAUAUGAUUAUCGGCUUAAGAUUUUUGCUUAUCAUUUUGCUUCCGUAUAUGGCAUCACCCACUUUUGGCAGCUUUGAGUGGAUGGCUCCCUGCGACGUUGGAUUGUGAGACGAGAAGACGCCUCACACGGGAAGCGACGAGACCA